UUGGACCCGGGGGAAGUUUAGACUCCUGCAGCCAGGGGUGGGGCCCUAAAGCCUAGCGGUACGCGACUGCAGACAGGGCAAGAUGAAUAACCCUUGGCUGAGAGCACGUACUGAGAGGUCAGCCCGUGCCAAGUUAUGAGACCAUGAUAACUGGAAUCACAACAUUUAGGGUCCUUCCUGUGGGCUGGGCAGGGGCAAGGGGGCCGAGCCUAGCGGGGAUAAAAGGACAGCGGCAAACCCUGGUCUCCUUUUCCCCUUCUAAGUGGGCAGUUUACUCCGCGAGGUGAGGGGGAGGAAGCAGACAGCAUCCCAGCAGUGGCCAAGGAGACAGCCUAAGAGUGGCCAAGCGGACUUGCCAAGGGAAGAGAGGAAACAGACAAAUAUCCCCAAGUCCACCCUGCAGGAACUGGUAGCGCAUCCAUUUCAGAUCAGGGUCAAGAAGAAAGGGGAGGAGAGUCAGGGUGGGAACUAGAGAGUAAAAAGUGAACUAGCGAGACUCCUAUCCCCGCCGGGGUUUUGAGUCUACUGUGGGCUCGUGCUUGGUUAGGGCGGUGGUGAGCUCUUUUAGGGGCACCGAGGGGCUCGGGGUGAAAAGCGAGCAUGGCUGUAGCGGGGUGUGUGCAGCUGGCCGCCUGCAGCGAGGUAGAGGAAGGCUCCCAGCCGACCCGGCCCAGCUUGACCUCCAUCUCCUCUGGGGAGCUGCGAAGCCUGUGGACCUGUGAUUGCGAGCUGGCCCUAUUGCCCCUGCAGCAGCUCCUGCAUAUGCAGCCGGGUUUCUUCCAGCUGCUGGGAGACCAGCUCCUAGUCCUGGGGCCUAGGACACGAGGGGGCUUCAACGUCUUCUGCGACGGCUUCGUGCGCCUGGACGGGCAGCUCUACAGAGUCAGCAACUACAUAAAGAGGUAUGUGGAACUGACCAACUAUUGUGAUUAUAAAGACUAUCGGGAAACUAUACUAAGCAGACCAAUGCUGUUCUUUAUUCUCGUCCGAACAGAAGGAGAUACUUCAAAAGAAAAAACAUAUGCAUUUCUUGUGAAUACACGACACCCCAAGAUCAGAAGACAGAUUGAGCAUGGGAUGGAUACAGUCAUUUCCUCAGUGAUUGGAGAAAGCUACAGACUUCAGUUUAAUUUUCAAGAUGUGGUCAAGAAAUUUUUUCCUCCAGGAAAUGAAGUGGUUAAUGGAGGAGACUUGAAUUUUGUGUAUGAAUUCAAAGCUGAUGCUUUGUUUGAUUUCUUCUACUGGUUUGGCCUCAGCAAUUCCACAGUUAAUGUUAAUGGAAAAAUCCUGAAUUUGUCUAGUACCAGCCCAGAAAAGAAGGAGACAAUAAAAUUAUUUCUGGAAAAGAUGAGUGAACCUCUCAUCAGAAGAAGCAGUUUCUCAGAUAGGAAAUUCAGUGUUACUUCCAGAGGCUCAAUAGAUGAUGUUUUUACCUGCAAUCUGUCACCAAGAUCAUCUUUGAUGGAGCCUCUUCUAGCAGAAUUUCCUAUUUCUGCAGUUCUGGAAGCCGAAGAGAGACCUAACAAAUUUAUCCGAUUUGUGUAAAAUUCUCAGAGUUUGUUUUCAGACUGAAAAGCACAAACCUGAACUUUGUGAUCAUCAAUGGGGGAUGGUGACAAGAGAGGACCUUUCCCUCUUUUUUAUACUCUUUCUCUCCUUAAGAGGAGACAGUCCCUCUUCAUCCACCAUCAUUAGACCCUCAGAGAGGGGCUUAAAAAAAUUUUUUUUUCUAUGAGAUGUGAUAAGCUAGCAGCUUGAACAGCCAAAACAUUUAUGGACAUGCUCACCAGGCCUGAGGGCAUUCUUCUGCUUUUGGCAAUCACAGCCUGCUUUCUCUACCUUGUGGCUGGACAACCUGGAACAUUUUCUAACUUGUUUUGUGGAAAUCAUCAAAGUGAGGGACAUUAUCACCGUGCUAGAAAGAAGAUCAGAGAGACAUUCCUAUUCUAAUCCCAACCUGGCAGGUUUAUGGUAACCACAGUGGUGACUGGUGCUCUGGUCUUAUAAACCCAGGAGUGUGAUAAGCUUUUUAGCACCAAGAAAUUAGAAUUUGAUUUUUGUGUUGCUCAUGUAAAAUAUCCAGCUGAUAUUCCAAAUCUGAAGGGUUAGUUUGAUGUAGAAGGUAACUGUAUCCUAUCUGAAAUGUGAACUUCUCAGAUCUUCCCAGGUUCAAAAUGACCUGGGUAGCCUGGGAGGUAGUAUAGUAAAAAGAGAGGAAUGUUUUAUUUGGAAUAAAAAAGCCUGGGUUCAAAUUCUUACUACUUAUGUUGUGAACUUACCUGGACCUCAAUUUCCUCAUCUGUAAAGUGAGGAAGUUGGAUUAGGUGAUUUUGAAGAAUCCUUCCAGCUUGAAAUGAAUGAUCUUGAAAUCCUACAAAAUUGGGUGAGAUCCAAUACUGCAAUCAAUACUUUAAUUCCCUCCUUCAUUCACAACAGUUCAUAAUAGUUAUUCUUGUACUUUGAAAGAGCUUGUAGCAAUCUGAAAUGGUAUAUAUUGAAUGGAACAAAGUUAUCAUUACCACAAUGCUUUUUUUUUUUAAAUAGCCCUUCCCCAUAAUUCUGCAUUUCCUAGCUACCCUGGAAUUUCAAAGAGUUAAGAUCAAUCCAAUCCAAUCGAAUAAACAUUUAUUCAGCACCUACUAUGUACCAAGUAUUGUACAAAGCCCUGGGGUAACAAUGAGAAGGGGAAAAAAAAGACAGUCCCUGUCCUCAAGGAACUUAAAAUCUAAAGAGGGAGCCAACCGGGAGGUAGGAAGGUUGGGGUAUGAGAUGGACCCAUUGGACCCCAUAUUGUUUCAUAGAGCUGAAAGUAGGUAGGGCAGUAGAUGCCAAUUAGAGUGAGCUGAGAGUCCAGUUUCUCUUUCUGUAGAGGAAGAUGGUAAGAGAAGUUUGGCACUCAAUCCUCUAGCCCUCUAAUCAGAGAAAGAUGAGGGAAGCGUGUUAAUCAAGUCUUGAGUUAGUGGCAUGGUGAUGAGAUUAGAAGUGAUGAGUAUAUCCUGGGAGGGCUUGAAACCAUGCAAAGCAAAGGAUGCAACCAUCCUAAAAAUAAAAAAAAAAACCCAACCAAUCAAUCAGUUACAUACGUUAUUGUUAAUGAAGUUCAUAAUGAAGAACACUUGUGAUCAGAGAAUAAUUUUGUUUUAAAAUUUUUCCAUAACCCAUUGGCUUUCUUUGCCAAGUUGGACACUCUGGAUAACAUUAAUGGCAGUUUUUUUUUCCAUUGGUACUUUAAAUGCACUCAUCCUCAUUCAAUUAAAUGAUUUUUCUUAGUACUUAAUAUGAUAAUCAUUAAAUCGGUUGCCUUUCUUCCCACUGUGGAUUGAUAAUUCAGCAAAUAUCUACUUGACAGCCUGCUGUGGGCAAGUCAGUGUGUUGUGGUGAGUGACUUGGUCAAACUAUGAGUUUCUUGAACAGUUGGGGACCCCUUUUGACUUGAUGGGAAAUUGAACAACCAGGAGAAACAUUUGUUGGGAUGCGAUUAGGAGAUAGAAGCAAAAUAAAUACAGAGCUCCAUGACAAUGAGUCUUUAGGGGAAACUGAAAGAAAAUGGUAUAUAAUAACCAACGGGGAUAAUUGCUCUUCACAGAAUUCUAAUGGAGUUCUUUGCUUGCAUUUAUGUGCUGAAGUUUGAACUCCUGAGUACUUGAGAAAAAAACAGAAGUUUCUACUUAAUUCAACAAGCAUUUAUUAAGAACAUACUACAACGUGUUGGGCACUCUUUUAGACACUGGAGAUACAAAGACAUAAAUGAAAAUUCCUGCCUCAAGAAGCUUAUGUUCUACUGUAUUGAGCAAAAUAUAAUCUAAAUGAGUUAUGUUUACAUACAUAUUUGUCCAGUUUUCCAAUUAUUAAAUCUUUUGUCUUCAAUAAAAGGAUCACCUUUCAGAAAUUUAAAGAAAAGUAGAAAAAAAGAGUGGGGAGAUAAAAAAAAUUAAAGGUGAAAAGAUCUUUAUUUUACAAUGAAAGUGAAAAAGCCUUAUAUGCCAGGCAACUUCAUAAGUAUUAUCUCAUUUUAUUCUUACAAAAACCCUGUGAAACAACUACUAUUAUUAUUCUUAUUUUACAUUUGAAGAGUCUGAGGCAGACAGAGGUUUAAUGACUUGCCCAGAGUCACAUAGCUAAUAAGGGCCCAAAGACAGAUUUAAUAUUAGGUCUUUCUGACUUCUUUUCCUGAACUCUACCCACUGCCUGCAUAUAGAAAAGGAAUGAAGGCCCAGAGAGGUUAUAUCACUUGUCCCAAGUCAUAAAGGAAGUGGCAGAGGUAUAAUUUGAACUCAGGUGCCAUGACUCCAACCCAGUUCUCUUUCCAUUAUAUCACACCACAUGAAUUGACUUAAGAUUUGUAGAUUGUAGCUCAUAGAUUGGUUAAACAAUGACAAAAAAGUGUCAAUUAAUAGAAAAUAUUUUGCUCCAAAUGAGUAACGAAAAUUACAAAAAUGAAAAUGAGAGUAUGAAAACCAAAGGAAAAUGCCUAAGUAAUGAGAAUUAUAUUGAUUAGCCAACUGAGCAAAAGAAUUGCCCCCAGUAAUGAAUUAGGUUACCUGGUAGACCUCUUUUUAUCAAGUUAUUUUUUCUCUCCCAAAUGAUCUGAGCCAAUACCUGCAAUACUUCCUCCAUUCUACCUCUAAACAAAACUUUUCCAAGAAAUAAAACCAAUAAAUUAUAACAAAAAUUAGACAUCUUCUGGAUUUUCCUUGGCCCCCAUUAUUAGUAAGCUUUGUUCAAAGGACAAAUAGGGAAUAGUACAUUAAUGAUUCCAGUUCACUAAAUGACCAAGAAGCAGCUAGGUGACUUAGUGGAUGGAGUGCUGUGUCUGUAGUAGGAAGAUUCAUCUUCCCUAGUUCAAAUCUAGGCUCAGAUACUUACUAGCUGUAGGACCCUGGGCAAGUCACUUAACUUUCCCCCUCAGUUUUCUCACCUAUAAAAUGAACUGGAUAAGGAAAUGGCAAUCUACUUCAGUAAUUUUGCCAAGAAAAUCCCAAACACAAAGAGUUGGACAUGACUAAGGCUAACCAAUAAAACAACAAUAGAUCAACAGUGACCCAAGUGGUUCCUUAGUCUCAAAAAUCUGUAAUACAUGGGGCCUGGCACAAUGUAUCAUUCACCUUCCAAAAUACAUUUAAAUCACUUUUACCAAGGUCAUUAGAUGCUAUGGGACUAGACUGAUAAGUUUGGAUGGCCCACUUUUUUCUGUGUCUUUACCAACCAUAUAGUAUUUGACUGUUACUGAAUUCAGUAACCAAUUUGUUCAUUUUUGAAUGUAUAUUGUAUCUUGUGUACUACUUAUGAUUAAAUAAUGAAAUAACAUUCCA
Messenger RNA from Monodelphis domestica (gray short-tailed opossum), 5312 nucleotides. RefSeq names its product mesenteric estrogen dependent adipogenesis (gene MEDAG). Gene Ontology annotation, cellular component: cytoplasm. The record is from RefSeq and is a predicted model, not a curated record. Lineage: Eukaryota; Metazoa; Chordata; Mammalia; Didelphimorphia; Didelphidae.